This is a messenger RNA of Drosophila obscura, 733 nucleotides long. RefSeq names its product neo-calmodulin. Gene Ontology annotation, molecular function: calcium ion binding. The transcript is spliced from 2 exons. Lineage: Eukaryota; Metazoa; Arthropoda; Insecta; Diptera; Drosophilidae. The coding region runs from base 106 to 552 and encodes 148 amino acids. The record is from RefSeq and is a predicted model, not a curated record.
ACCAAGUGAGCAUUGGGUAAACGUUCCACUCACUCAAUCGAGAAUAUUGUUAGUCCGCACGGGAGAGUAAUUUGUCGAACUACAGCGGCAGCAGCUGAAGCCACAAUGGAGGAUCUACCGGAUGACGAACGAAAAUGCAUCGAGGAUGCUUUCGCUAUAAUGGACAGAGAGCAAGAUGGUUCCGUCACCGCCAAAGAAUUGGCAAUCGUAAUGCGUGCCCUGGGCCGCGCACCCACCGACAACGAGCUGCAGUCUAUGAUCAAUGAGGUGGAUGCGGAUGGCAACGGCUCCAUCGAGCUGGAGGAGUUCUGCAGCAUGAUUCUACGCAAGAUGCACGACACCAACCACGAGGACGAGCUGCGCGACGCCUUUCGCGUCUUCGACAAGGAGAACAAUGGCUACAUCACCUCUGCGGAACUAAAGGUGGUCCUAACAGCCCUGGGCGAGAAGUUGCCCGACGACGAGAUAGAGGAGAUGAUACGGGAGUAUGACAUUGACCAGGAUGGCCAUCUCGACUUUGAGGAGUUCGUCAACAUGAUGACGUCCCGCUAGCGUCGUCUUUAUGACGAGGCUCUAUCGUUGACAUAUCUGUCACAAAGUUUAGUUUAAGAUUAAUUCAGACUUAUUUACACUUCGACAAACAAAAACGAAACAUAGUAAAAGACAAAAAAAACACACACACAAAGAAUAAACCACACAUUUUGGCAAGCCAGUAAACACAACAACCAACCAA